CUCCCGCCUUACCGACGCUCAGAAAUUUGACGCGCUCAAACUUGCGUACGACAUCUUCGCCUCUCGUAUCGACAAAGGGCAACAAUAAGGACCAGCUAGGCAACAGAUCAACCGCCAGGAUCGAGUCCGGGUUUCUGUUUUUAACUGCCUAUGAUCGUGCUUCUAUGAAGAUUUUCAAUCGCUGGUUAUCAAGGCUUCGCUGUUUAGCAGCCAACCCGUCCCCCCCCCGCAGCAUAUCCCUUCCUGGAACGAACCAGAAGAGUCCUAUACUUCGACUACUGCUCAGGCUAAUACCCCAACAUCUCAUGAGAGAAGUGGUCUACCUCUACUGUAUUCCUGUCUUACCACUGUACAGAAUACCCUUGCUGAAGUCUUCUCAUCGAACUACAUGCUGGUAUCUGCCUCAAGAAGUAACCUACCUGUCUGUCUGCAACCCCUCUUCCCUGCAGUACGGUCGUCAUCGGACGUUAAAACCUUUGACCUCUGCAAUGUACCUGCUCGGAACACCUUUUCUCUUUUUCUGUGAAAUAGGGUUAUCUUAUAUCCCGCCAAAAUCCAAAAAAAAGUACCAAAUCGCACAGAGCCGGAGGCGAAUCACUCACCGGGCACUGCUGCUUGAUUCAUCGCGUGUGUUUAUACGCUUCUUUUGUUUCGUGAAGUCGUUGUCGAAACUUCUUUAAUUCUUUUAAGUCUUUCAAUUUCGUUUUUGUUCUUAUUUCGUUUUUUGUUUUCCAAUACAAUCUCUGGGUGUCGCUGGGGAUCAUCUAUUUUUUAUCAUUUGAUUGCUAGUGGCACCUAUCUCAACACCAUAA
This is a messenger RNA of Myxozyma melibiosi, 812 nucleotides long. RefSeq lists its product as uncharacterized. NCBI's taxonomy places the organism in Eukaryota, Fungi, Ascomycota, Lipomycetes, Lipomycetales, Lipomycetaceae. The coding region runs from base 165 to 680 and encodes 171 amino acids. The record is from RefSeq and is a predicted model, not a curated record. The transcript has 2 exons.